Molecule: messenger RNA, 2540 nt
Organism: Daphnia carinata
Lineage: Eukaryota; Metazoa; Arthropoda; Branchiopoda; Diplostraca; Daphniidae
Product: zinc finger MYND domain-containing protein 10-like
Exons: 8
Coding region: 50-1498 (482 amino acids)
Biological process (GO): motile cilium assembly; outer dynein arm assembly; inner dynein arm assembly
Cellular component (GO): cytoplasm; centriolar satellite
Source: RefSeq, a predicted model, not a curated record
AUUGGCUUUCGCAAUUGGCAUUAUAAAUUCAGCUGCUCAUUAAAUUAUUAUGGAUUACGAAGAAGAUCAACUGAUAGAACAGACUCGACUCUGUCAACUGGACGAAUUGGCAUCUGACAGAUGGCUGUCUCAUCAUCAAGCAGUGGUCCAGUUAUCGCUCAAGGCUGUCUCGCAGACGGCUCAACUCAAAGAAGAGACUGUCUACUCUAAAUUAAUGGUUGCAGAGAAAGUAUCCCUGCUGGUCUACGAUGCCAUUCUGAUUGAAAUAUGGAGGGAGGAAAUCUUGCCUCACUUGCUCAAGACAGAGACUUCCCUUUCACCUCUGAUGAUUUACACGGUGCUGUACCACGAAGGAGCAGUCAUUAGCUUGCUGGAGCUAUUGCUGUACCAUUCGGCCGCAUGCGAAGCCCUGGGCGACUCGAUCGUCGACUUGAUCGACUAUUGCCACCGCACGCUCUUGCGUUCGGCCGCGACGGCAGCGCCGAGGAACCCGUCCUUGGCCGACAGCCCGCUCCUCAAGCACCUGGACGUCAGCCACUUGGAGGCCAACAUCGCCAUCCGCUGCAUCGCCAUUCUGCGCUUUCUCGCCGGUCAUGCAGACAAUUUGUCUGAAAUAGUAACAUCCCGGAUGCUUACAACGACGGACGUGCCCCUGCUGGCGGUCCAGCUGAUGGACCAGCAACCGUGGAUCCGGCAGGAAAAACGACGACGUAUGGGCAGCGAUGACAGCGGAAGUCGAGACGACGACGAAAGAGCCGAAAUCUACGAUAACGGUCAAUGGCGCCCAUGCACUGACGACGAAGCAUCCGGCUCAAACGUAGGGCAACUUCAUCCAGUAGCUGCUCACCUCUGGCUCCUCCUUUUGUCGCUUCUGAUGAGUCCCGUAGCUCCGCGCAAGUACGAACUCAACGACUUCCGUUGCCAGCAAUUGCUCAAAUUGCGUUCCAGUUUGAAUAAUUACGUCAUCGAUCAAAUUCCACCGCUGGCCGAUUUUGAACAGUGGCUGGUGCAGCUUUCGGUUGUCGGCGCCCAUCAAGUUUGGCGUCAUUCAGGCCCCACCCAGAAGCCUUUCAUCCUAGAACUUGUGGCCGAAAUGAGACAGCUCUUGCUCAAGCAGCUGGCCGUCAAAUGGACAGCCAUCCUUGAUGGACAGCGACAGUUUCUCAGUGACGAAUCACCCGAAACCGUUCAAAGGUUGGCGGCUAUUUAUGAUCCGGAAAACCUGGAAACAACGUUCAACCAUUGCACUGCUAAGGCAACUGUGCCAACAACAUCAUCAGCAACUGAAAUCAAUCGCCGAACGUGUACGACCGCCACUUCGACCUGCACGCUGUGCAACAAACAGGCCCAACAUCGUUGCUCACGUUGCCGAUGUCAGCAUUAUUGCAGCAAGGAAUGCCAAGUAGCGGAUUGGCCGACGCACAAAUCGGAUUGCAAGCCAGCGCUGAAAGGCCUGACUCGGCGCGAAGGAAACCACCUCCUUCUUCUCCAACAGUGACACACACACACACACAAUCGUCGUAUUAACUUCCAGGCUACAUAGCAGCUGUUACGAGUUCCAAAGACCGCGUUUUUUUUUUCUUUCCCGUUCUUAUCGUAAAAAAAAAAAAAAAACGAAGAGAGCACAAAUAUUAAGAGUCAAGGGUGCGUGUUUCUUUUGAAACCCGGGCAAUCUGAUUUGGCACGUUUAUAUUGCGUCUGUCGUUUCUCUUUACGUUUUUCUUUUGGCGUCUAAAAUCCAAUGUCCUUUUUUUUUUUUUCUGGACUUUUACCCCUCCGCAAAGAUUAAAUGACACGUUGUGUGUACCCUGUCUCGCUUUGCUGUUAGCCAAUAUUUGCUCGGUGAAAAGAAUUUUUUUUGGACCCAGUAUCAAUGGCCAACAGCGCAGUCCAGCACCGGAUAUUUGAUGUUUUGUUUCCCCAUUUUUUAUUUGCCUACCGCAGUGUAUCACAUACUAUUGGCUUUUUGUUUUUUCUUCUCCAAUAUGUUUCGUUUUAUUGACUAUCCUCUAAAGCAAACGUGAGAACAGACGCUUAUUGCCCGCGUCCAUUUCUGCCGGGAUUUCCUAAUCUCUCACUUUGGUGUCAGUCACACGGAGAGCAAACUACUUUUUUUUUCUGAACACGCAUCGUAGCAUUUGUACUUAUUGGUUAUUUAUCUUUGUUAUACCUUUGCCUCUCGUCGGAUGCAGUAAUCAAAAAGAAUUUUCACGGCGCACACACGUUUCACUUCUGGCCAAGGACAUUUGUGUGUUUCUGGUCGUAUUCCACGCUGCGUUUUUAAGUUCUUAUCUCUUGAAAAAUUAGGUCAAAGUUUACAUAUACGAGUGAUACUUAAUCUGCAAUGUUUCUAUGUAUUUGAAGAAUAAUACAUAGAAAUGUUUUAAACAUUUACACUGAUCUUGUUUAGGGUUUGACAUAUGCUAGCAGACGAUAUCUUGUUUUCUGUUUCGCCAUUUGCAACGGACAAACAAGAGAGAACAAGAUAAUUUGUUGUACGUGACAUUAUAAAAAAUGGGUUUCGAUGUACCCUAUGAACU